AUGGCUCAUCUUUUUAUGGGACACCCACUCUAUAGUGACCAAAGAUGGAAUCAUCUCAAAGUAGGUGUCAAUGGAGUUGAUCCAAGAUUCAAAUUGGGUGGUACAAAGAGAAAAGCAGAAAGGUGGGUGUCAUUGGAAUCAUCUCUUCAAGUGGGUACUCCUGGUUUCUUGGAAAAUCCAUUGUAUGCCCAUGAUGAAGAUGAGGAUGACGUUCAGGCACAUAUCACUACUAAUGAAGCAGACCUUGGUCAAGAUCACUCAAUCUCUCCCUUCUAUACUCAAUGUUACUUAUCUGUUUUGGACAAUCCCGCGUCCCAUUGGCAGCUUCCUGGCUUGUUCAACAUACCCUUUGGCCACAAAAAGAUGAAAAGAACUGUGAGCAUGCCUGAAACCAGUGCGGGUAACAGCAGUUUGUUAGAUGGAGUAAAUGUCACCAUCCAUCGCAGUAGCAGUUCCAAUAGCUUCCCUAAGCUCCGAUUCCGGGACCAUAUCUGGACUUACACACAAAGGUACCUAGCUGCCGAGGCCAUUGAGAAUGGGAUCUUGGAAAAUAGGCCAGUAGAAAAUGAGGGAAAUGUAGAUGGGAUGCAUCUCGUCCAGCUACUAAUCUCAUGUGCUGAGGCUGUUGCUUGCCGUGAUAAAGCACAUGCUACGACUUUAUUAGCCGAGCUUCGAGCCAAUGCACUUGUUUUUGGUUCAUCGUUCCAGAGGGUGGCAUCAUGCUUUAUGCAGGGGCUCACAGACCGACUAGCCCUGGUGCAACCACUUGGGGCAGUUGGGCUGGCGAUCCCAGCAACGAGCCUAAAUGUCGUUGCAUCAGAGAAAAAGGAAGAGGCUUUACACCUGGUUUAUGAAGUUUGCCCCCACAUUCAGUUUGGUCACUUUGUUGCCAACUUCACAAUAUUGGAAGCCUUUGAGGGAGAGAGUUUUGUUCAUGUGGUGGACCUUGGGAUGACCCUUGGUUUGCCACAUGGACACCAGUGGCGUGCAUUGAUAGAGAGCCUGGCUAACCAUCCUGGACAGGCUCUACGCCUCCUUAGGAUCACUGCAGUUGGACCUUGUGUUAACAGGUUCCAUAUCAUCGGUGAUGAGCUGGAGGCAUAUGCCCAAGAACUGGGCAUAAAGAUGGAAAUUUCUUUUGUGGAAAGUAGCUUGGAAACCCUUAAGCCAGAAGACAUUAAGACCUAUGAGAACGAAGUCCUAGUGGUAAACAGCAUUCUCCAACUUCACUGUGUGGUGAAAGAGAGCCGGGGUGCUUUAAACUCGGUUCUACAAAUAAUCCAUGAACUGUCCCCAAAGGUUUUAGUUCUUGUUGAGCAGGAUUCAAGCCAUAAUGGGCCCUUUUUCCUUGGGAGGUUUAUGGAAGCACUGCAUUAUUACUCAGCCAUUUUUGAUGCCCUUGAUGCUAUGCUACCUAAAUAUGACACUAGAAGAGCAAAAAUUGAACAGUUUUACUUUGCAGAAGAAAUAAAAAAUAUUGUCAGUUGUGAAGGGCCUAACAGGGUGGAAAGGCAUGAAAGGGUGGACCAAUGGCGGAGGAGGAUGAGUCGGGCAGGAUUUCAGGCCACGCCAGUUAAGUUGAUGGCUCAGGCAAAGCAAUGGCUUGCAAAGCUUGAGAUUUGUGAAGGUUAUACCAUCGUGGAAGAAAAGGGUUCAUUGGUUCUCGGUUGGAAAUCAAAGCCCAUUGUUGCUGCUUCUUGCUGGAAAUGUUAA
Messenger RNA from Cynara cardunculus var. scolymus (artichoke), 1713 nucleotides. RefSeq names its product DELLA protein GAI-like. Gene Ontology annotation, molecular function: sequence-specific DNA binding; DNA-binding transcription factor activity. Gene Ontology annotation, biological process: regulation of DNA-templated transcription. The transcript has a single exon. Gene Ontology annotation, cellular component: nucleus. NCBI's taxonomy places the organism in Eukaryota, Viridiplantae, Streptophyta, Magnoliopsida, Asterales, Asteraceae. The record is from RefSeq and is a predicted model, not a curated record. The coding region runs from base 1 to 1713 and encodes 570 amino acids.